GAAAAGAGAUUCAUCCGCCACAGGCUCGCUGCUGCUGUCUUCUGUCACGGUUAUCUUCUCUGUCCAGUCCGGGUCGUCAAAUAAUGAUAUCCAAGCUCUGUACGGCUCGAAUUUAUUCACCGACUGGUACAUUUAAGACUCCGUACUGAUUACAGCUUUCACAGACUCUAGCUGGCCAUGGCGACGGUAGUGAUGGAGCAGAUCGGCCGGCUGUUCAUCAACGCCCAGCAGCUGCGGCAGAUCCCUCAGCUGCUCGAGUCGGCCUUCCCUACGCUGCCGUGCACCGUGAAGCUGUCCGACGUUCCCAAGGUGUUCCAGGAGCGCCACAUCCUCACGGGCUACCGGCAAACGGACCAGAGCUGGCGCUACUACUUCCUCACGCUCUUCCAGCGGCACAACGAGACCCUCAACGUGUGGACCCACCUGCUGGCCGCCCUCAUCAUCCUAGUGAAGUGUCAGGAGAUCUCGGAGACGGUGGACUUCCUGCGCGACCCCCACGCCCAGCCCCUCUUCAUCGUCCUCCUCUCAGCCUUCACCUACCUCUCCUUCAGUGCUCUUGCUCAUCUCCUGUCUGCGAAGUCGGAGCUCUCCUACUACACCUUCUACUUCCUGGAUUAYGUCGGGGUGUCGGUCUACCAGUACGGGAGCGCUCUGGCCCACUACUACUACGCAAUAGAGAAGGAGCUGCACACGACCGUGCGGGGGUUCUUUCUACCCACCGCCGCUUUCCUAGCUUGGCUCACUUGUUUCGGGUGCUGCUACGGCAAGUACGCCAGACACGAUAUGCCCAAGUUUGCCCACAAGCUCUUCCAAGUCGUGCCCUCGGCCCUGGCUUACUGUUUAGACAUAAGCCCCGUGGUCCACCGCAUCUACAGCUGCUACCGGGAGAGCUGCUCCGACCCGAUCGUGCCGUACCACAUCUACCACGUGCUCUUUUUCCUAAUCAGCGCCUAUUUCUUCUGCUGCCCGCACCCGGAGAGCUUGUUCCCCGGCAGGUGUGACUUCAUCGGGCAGGGCCACCAGAUCUUUCACAUCUUAGUGAUGGCGUGCACCGUGCUGCAGAUCGAGGCGCUGCGAACAGACUUCACGGAGCGCCGGCCCUUCUACGAGCGCCUCCACGGGGACCUCGCUCACGACGCCGUGGCACUUUUCAUCUUCACCGCCUGCUGCAGCGCUCUCACCGCGUUCUAUGUGCGCAAGCUCGUCCGUGCCUCUCUCCACGAAAAGAAGGAGUGAGGUCAUUUAAAAACAAAAGAAAAAAAGAAAAGAGGGUUAAUUUGUUUUAUUCUGUAGUGACGGUUUUAAGUAACUAAUGUUUUUGUUUUGGUCUUUGGAAAAAUAUUGCUUUGUGACGGUGACUUUUGCUUAUUUCUUCUCUCUGAGAUCUGCCAAAUUCCAGUGAUGUGAAGUGACUGAGGAUGUGGUUUUGUGACCUAAAAGUGAAGAAAAGGGAAUCUUGUAAUGUGUCUGGAGCAAUGCGACUACUUCUCACAUAGCAACAGUUACAUCUGAAGUAAUACAUAACUUCUGUAUUCCUCUUCUAAUAUUUUUUAAUGCUUUUAUUAAUGGUCUAAAGGAAUGUUUUUAUCCAAGAAAUGUCCUUUUUUUAGGUUGGUAGAGAAAACAAGAGGCCUAUUCAUUAAAAUGCCUUCUUAAUUGUAUUUCAAAAGUAUUUGCCUGUUUUAAUCAAACUGUAGCAUUCUUACGUUAUGCAAGCGUUUAUUUGAAUAAUUCAGUCAAGCAAGAAUUUGUAGACCGCUAACCAGUUCUGGGAAAUCCUCUUUAAAGAAUCGUAGCARCGAUGAUUUAGCUUUGAUUUAUAAAAAGGUUAGUUCCGAUCUUUUUGUUAGGGGUUCAGUGGAAAGGUUAUAAACAGUUAGUAUUUUAAUUAUUGUAGAWAGGUCAUUAAACAACCUCAGUUUGGAGACAAACUAUCACUUGGAUCAGAUUGAUAAGCUAAUUGAUAAGCUGGUUAAUCUAGUUAAUCUGAUCAAAACUAAGAUUAAAUUUCUGGCUAUUUUUUAAAAGAAUUACAGUGUAAAAAAUGUUAUAGCAGUUCAUCCAAUCACUAUUUUAUAAACCUUCCCAAGCUGUUAAUUUUUCAUUAAAUGGUUAUUUUGUGUUGUUUACACAGCACUAAUAGCGGGAGCUAGCACUUGCAGUGUAGCAUGGGGCAAUUUCAACAGGGAAAUUAUAUUUCUGUUGCAUUAUUUGUGUAAUGCAAAUUUUCUAGCAAAAGUAAAAAAAAAUUGAGUUAAAAUAAAAAUAUUUGUGUUUAGAGUUGUUUUUAAGACAGCAGUGAUCCCAUUUGAUCUUGGCCCUGCUCAAACUAGCUUUAAACUCAUCAAUCCUGCAAGAAUUAAACUCGGUUUCUUCAACCUGCUGUCGUUAAAACGCUAUGCAGAACAGGUAAGAUACUAACUGUUGAUAAUGUUUACACAGGACUCCCUUUAAGGCAUUACCACAGAGCCCCACACGUAUUCGAACACAAAAAAAAUGAAAGUUUAGAAACCAAAUUGAAAACCAAAAAUAUUGAUACAAAGAAGACAUUUUUAUUUGAAUAAUAACAUUUGUUGAAAUGAGCCCGAUACUGUGUAUUGGUAAAAUAUAUAUGUAUGCAGCAUUACUGAAGUCACUUUUUUUGUGCUAACAUUAUUUGAAAUGAUAAAUCAAAGGGCUGAAAAUUCAGCUCUUGCCCGUCCCAUGAAGUCCGUGCUUUGAAUGCAUGUUUCUAUUAGCUGGAGAUGAGAGACGAGUCACAAAAGCCAACUCCGUUCUGCUUUUUAAGAUGUUUUAUUUUUGGUUUUUUUUUUGUACGUUUUCUGUGCCUCUACGCAUGUCCUUUUGGGAUAAACUGUGGAUUAUUAUGUGUGUGAAUGUCAGAGAAAGUUUGCACUUCUUUCUGUAAAUAAGUUAGUUUUUCUCCAUGUAGUUGCAUCUGUUUUAUUUAUUUCUUUUACUAGCAGCGUUCACAAACCGUUUAUUAUUUUUUUUACUGAUGAAAAAUGGUACAUUCCUUCCUAUUUUGACAAACUCUUAACAGGCUUUCUUUUUCAUACUGCUGCACUUUUACUCUAAAAAUGCUUUGAUUUCGUGUCUUUCAUUAAAAAAAAAACACCUCGCACAUGACUGCACUGAAAAUGUCAGAUCUUUAUCACGAAACCCUAAAUGUCAGAACUGAUCAAUAUUCAUGACCUCACUCUCUUCACGACGGUGUUUAACGUGCCAAUGAAUCUGUUAAUAUUUCAGUGAUGGUACUACUGGGAGACCGACUGUCAAGACGGGUGUCUAGCUGGGCUCGGUCUGACCAGUGACACGUUACUGGUCAGAUUUGGUGCAGAACACUUCCAAAUCUGAACCUUGUAAUGUUUCUUUUAAUUUGUUAUUUUUGACCUGGUCUCAUUAUGCACUGCCUGAGUAAACACUGUACAUAUACUGUUACUGUUACCGGCUAUGUUUACAUGCAUGGGAACUGUUAAUCCGGUUGAUUUGGGAGCUUGUUGUCAGUUCGUUGGAAAAUGUGAAAAAAUCUCAGAAAAUCUGAUUCAGAUAGACCGGUUCUUUGUUGUGAUAUAGGUGAUUUAUUUUUGUUUUGUUCUGUUUAUCUGAUGCCGUUGAUGAAAGGUGGUAAAAUAGGCAAAUGAUUUCCAGUUGGUAAAUGAUGUCUUUAAACCUCUCACCAGCCCUGUUUGUACAAAAACAGAAGAUUAUCGUUGAGCUCAAAAUGACUGAAGCAAUACCUACAGACUGUAAUUUAUAUCCUGUGGGGUUAAAGGUGAGCAGGAACAGUUUGAAAGUACCCCCUCCUCUUUUUAACUAAAAUGUGUUUUUAACAUCAUGGAUACUCUGUUUUAAGUUACACGACAAUGAACAUGAACUUGGCCAGCAUUCUGUGUGUGUGUGUGUGUGUGUAUGUGUGUGUGUGUGUGUGUAUGUGUGUGUGUAAACAUAGCUCACGAUAUCAUCUGAUGUUUGUCUUUAUUUUUACAGAAAAGCAGGGUCCGAGGGAUCAGAAUGUCUUCUGUCUCAACCAAUAUCUGUAACUGACUGUACUAAUAUUAUGUGGUAUUUAAGGAAAUAAAGUGUUUCUGUAACAGAA
Molecule: messenger RNA, 4099 nt
Organism: Austrofundulus limnaeus
Lineage: Eukaryota; Metazoa; Chordata; Actinopteri; Cyprinodontiformes; Rivulidae
Gene: paqr7b
Product: progestin and adipoQ receptor family member VII, b
Exons: 2
Coding region: 178-1236 (352 amino acids)
Biological process (GO): response to steroid hormone
Cellular component (GO): plasma membrane
Molecular function (GO): steroid binding; nuclear steroid receptor activity
Source: RefSeq, a predicted model, not a curated record